Molecule: messenger RNA, 1257 nt
Organism: Solanum dulcamara
Lineage: Eukaryota; Viridiplantae; Streptophyta; Magnoliopsida; Solanales; Solanaceae
Exons: 2
Coding region: 169-903 (244 amino acids)
Source: RefSeq, a predicted model, not a curated record
ACACAUAUCCAUAAUUUUAAAAAAUAUAAACCGCAAAAAUAUUGUUUCUUUAUUUUAGUUGUUAUAAUAUUAUAUACUCUUCAUUAUAUAUAUAAGACGAAGAAACAAAUCACAACCCUUCAACAUAAAAUCAAACAAGAAAGAGAACAAAACAACAAAAAAGUUGAUAUGGGAAAUAGUCUAGGAAGGAAAAAAACAGCAAAAGUUAUGAAAAUCGAUGGAGAAAUGAUGAAAUUCAGAACCCCAGUUUAUGCAAACGAGGUUCUGAAAAAUUAUCCAUCAAUGGUAUUAUUAGAAUCGGAAGAAGUAAAGCAUUUCGGGGUUCGAGCAAAGCCGUUGGAGCCUCAACAAGAGUUAAAGCCUAAAAGGCUUUAUUUUCUAGUUGAAUUACCCAAAUACUCCGAAGAGAAGAAUAAAAACCCGAGGAGGGUCCGUUCGGGGAUCCAAAUGAGCGCCAAGGAUCGGCUCGAGACACUAAUGCUAGCAAGGAGAUCCGCGUCUGACUUGUCAAUAAUGAAGCCUUCAAGUAUUAUGACCGAAGACUACUCGUCUUAUCAUAAUGCUUCAGGCUCAUUAAACGGGGUUGGGCCUCAGGCCCAACAACCCAUGAGGCUGAAGCUGAGGUUACCGAAAUCAGAGGUGGAGAAAUUAAUUAUGCACAGCAAAGAUGGGAGUGAUGUUGGUGAGAAAAUUAUGAGACUUUGCAUGAACAAUGAUAACUGUGGUAUUGGAACCGACUUGUUUCAGAGUAAAAGUGGACCGUUGAUGGAAGAAGAAAGUCAAUGGAAGAAAAAUAAUAAUGGAGGAAUAUUGGUUAAGAAGGGAAUCCGAUCUCGAGAGAAACGUGUAGGGUUCUUGCCAAUUACAGAAGGGGAGAUUCAAUUAGCUAUGACAGCUUCAUAACAAAGAGAGAAAAAAUAAAUAAAUCCAUUUUAUUAUAUUAUAUAGUUUUGUGUAGUGUAUGUACAAGUCCUCUCCGAAUUGACUCGCAUAAUUUUUCAGCUAUUUAUAAUUAGUACUAUAUAGGUCACAGGUCCGAGCAAUCACUAAUGCUGACGUUAAGGUAGUUAGAUUGUCUACAUCAUACCUUUUGAAGUGCGAUUUUUUUCGGACUCUGCUAUUAAUGCGAGGUGUUUUGUACAUCGGCUAUCCUCCUCUUCUUUUUUAAAAUCAGGUUUUAGUCAUUUUCUGUAUAGUAAAAAUUAAGAAGCUGAAAAUUAGAGGUGAAUUAUGUGAGAAACUGCUUAUGAUAUAUUA